AGCCUGCGUGUCAGUGCAGUCGACUUACAGCUGGCUGUGAGGAGAACUGACGCUACUCUUAUUUUUAUUUUUAUUUUUUUGCGCCUUGUCACCGCUGCACAUUUACCCGUAUCUCAAAAAGUAAACUAAUUGAUAUCUGCGAUAACACUUUCUACGUGGUUACAUUUUUGAUAAGGGAGUUUCUACAGAACUAAAGUUGGAGGCUGGGCCUUUAGCUUUUUGACCGUCGCUUCAGAGGAGAAGAAAAAAAAAAAAAGCUGGUCUAUUUUUUUAAAUAAAAGCCCGAUAAAUGCUACUAAUGAAAAUGGACCUGUUGAACUACCAGUACCUGGACAAGAUGAACAACAACAUUGGCAUUCUCUGCUACGAAGGUGAGGCAGCUCUGAGAGGAGACCCCAGACUCCUGUCCCUAUCGUCUUCCUCCUCCUCUUCAUCAUCGUCCUCCUCAUCUUCCUCCUCCAGCCACAGGACAGGUCCUCCUCCCAUCAGCCCCACUAAGAGGAAGCUGAGUGGGGAUCAGGGAGACAGCGACAUGGAUGAAAACGAGCACGUGGCAAAGAUGAGUCGACUGUUUGCUGCGCAGCUGAAACCUAAUGGAGACUAUCGCAGCUCUCCUGGCUCCAAGGACCGCAGCAGGAGCCCCAUUGAACGUGUGGUGGUGCCUGGUACUCUGGGAGUUACAAGCAACCACCUGUACAGCCACACCCAUCACCACCACCUCCACCUGGCCAGCUUAGCUCCCAUGGACCAGCCACUGGCACUUACCAAAAACAGCAUGGUGGAGUCCGCACGCAGCAACACAGCAGCUAUGGCUACAGUGCCGCACACAGUCAGCACUGUGGAACGCCAGCAGAAUCGUCCUUCAGUGAUCACAUGCGCCCCAGCAAACAACCGCAACUGCAACCUGUCUCACUGUACAGUCUCCCACAAUGGCUGCUCCAACUUAACUAAUAACUACAGGAGAAUCAACACCAACACAGUGUGUGACCCUGUGAUUGAGGAACAUUUCCGUCGCAGCCUUGGGAAGAACUACAAGGAGCCCGAACCCACUGCCACCAACUCGGUGUCCAUCACAGGCUCGGUGGAUGACCACUUUGCCAAGGCACUAGGCGAAACCUGGCUGCAGAUCAAAAACAAGGGGAGUCCCUCAUCAUCUGGGAACAGCCCAAACUCCUCCCCUGACAGUCACAUGGUCAAUCACAACCACUCACCUUCGGUCGUCUCCUGAAGGGGAGAGAUUUUCCCCGGUUUUCCCCAGUCCUCCCAAUCAUCCCGGCUCCAACAUCCAUGCCCCCAUCACUUUGGUCUGUCACCAGCAUCCCAGAGGGAAUGCUUGCCUGCUGGUCUGCUAAAAAUAUCUAAAACCCUCAAGCCCACUCUCUCACUGUGCAUUCAUAAAGGAUCAAUCAAGCAAUAACAACGUGGUCAUUUGUCGCAUCUGUCCUCUGGUAUGCUAAUGCCAGACAAUCAGUAAUGAGUGAUGAGGGUUCAGCCUGGAGCUUAGGUGGAGCAUGAGCUUGCUCCUUCCUGUCAUACAUCAACCUGCAUGUCAAGCUUGGAGCUAAGCAAGUGUCUGUAGUUAUAUGUAUAUAAAGAGAGAGAGGAAAAGGAGGUGUUUUAAUUAUUAAUUUUCUUCUUUGUUGUUGUUUUUCUUUAACAGUAGUUUUGUGUACUUCUGCGUUAUGAAAUGCCCGACGUUUCAAAGGAGAGAUAAGCGAGAAACACUUUGGAGAAAACAUAAACCACCUGACUGUUCUACCAAAGAAACCUCAGACACUGAUGUUUAUCAAUGCCCACCUCGGAAACAAAACAACAAAAAGCCAUCUUGUAAUCACCUCCCUCUGUUUUCAUCUUCUUUCAUUCGCUCACUCUCCUUCUCUCUCUCUCCCCCACUCUCGCUCUUCUGUGUAUGUGUUCUCAUGGUUUUGUUACUGUACGUGUAUACUUUGGUGAUCGACUCGGUCUGAUUUGCACUACUGCCGUAGAGGGUAAAGGGUGGCAUGUUUAUUUUUGCAAUCUGGCACUGAACACACUGGGACUGAUAACGCAGAUUUUUGGAUUUUGACACAGAUCAUAUAUCCAACUUUUGUUGGAACCCCCCGUUUUUAUAUAUCACAAUAACUCCUGUUUAAAAAUCUAUCUGGGCACAAUUUCACACCAGCGCCGGCAGAAAAGCAUGAACGAGGUCAUUAUGCAUUAUUUAUUGAAAGCAUUUUGGAAAAUGUAAACCGACUUAUAUGGGGUUGGGCAGUAGACGCAUGAAUCACAGCAAGCUUUUGACGAGCGUGUCCAGCUAUUACGUUACAACACUGCAACUUCAUUAGUGCAGCUGUUAGCUGAGAGCACACAUACAUGAUAAAGGAGGGUGAAAAAUGAGAUAUUGGGUGCUUCAGUCCACACAGCUUAUUACUGUGCUUUAAACAGAUCCAUCCCCACCAGCACUUCACUACAGAGUGGUUAUAUUGAGAGCCCUCAUUAUUAAUCUAAAUAAAGAGAAAAGUCGCUGGAGGGACUUCAUCAUCCAUCAUUAGUCACCCAACUGCUGCAUCCCCAGAACAAGGUUACAACUAAUUUGAUUUAAAGAUUAGAAUUGCAGCUUGCAGAUUUGGCCAAAAGUGGCCAUAAAAUGUGAGGAAAAUUAAGUUUUAUGUGUAUUUAUGUAAAGGAGAACCUUUAGUGACUCCAUAGAGUAGUGGUUUAUAUAUUUGCAUAAAAGUGAUAGAUCCUUGGUUUGAUGCCAGGGGGGGCGGAGACAGAUCCCUAUGGGGUUGUGUCAGGAAGGGCAUCUAGCAAUAAUAAAAAAAAAAAAAAAAAAAAAAGUGCCAGGUCAGAUAUGUGGCACUACUGCUGUGGUGACUCCUUGUGAAUGAGGGAGCAGCCAAAAGUAGCUACUAGUUACAUGUAAAGGAGAAAAUGUGUAUAUAUGUAACAGGUAAUAUAUAUUAAUGUGUCAUGCUGCCCAACUCUACUCAUAUCCAGGUUCUUAUUUAAGCAGUAUUGAUUGGUAUUGAACAAUAAAAUUGUUGCCUUUCAGUUUAUGAGCACAGUUAGGUUUAAAAAAAAAAUCAGCUACUGUGGUAUUGAUGGCCAUCACAACCAUGUUGAGAGGAGAUUAGGGCUGAAAACACUCAGAGAGUGUGUUGAAGGUUGGGCUUUGCUGAGCGAUGUGCUUUGAUGUGUUUCACCGGCUUAACUGCUGACAGAUGAGGGGAUAGAUGAUGCUGCAUGUCACUUUGUGGUUGAAAGAAAAAAACAAAAACAGUCUGGUUUCUCGACUGGGGGAGAGAAGAUUUUUCAGAUCUCUUCAAACACACCUUUGUUUUUUUUCCUUUUGGUCUCUUUGAUCGCGGGUGUAGUAAUUAUAUUUGGCUUACACCCUGCUGGCCUUCCUUCGCUCUCCUACACACUGUGGUUUGGUAGAUUUCUACAAGGUUUUAAGGGUAAAUUAAUGCUUUUACAAAUGCAUGUUGUUUUUUUUUUUUUUGUUUUUAAUAGCUGGUAUCUAUUAGUGUUUUUAGCAUUUCAAGCAUAACUUUUAUUAGCCUUUUCAUUCAGACGUUAGUUGUUACUUCUUUUGUUGUCAGUAACAGACAUAGACACUAUACACUCACUGCUGGGUCAGUUGUACUCCAUAUUGUUAUUGUUAUUAUUACAAUUUUGUAUUUUUUUUGUUUUCCAUUAAUAUCAGUGUGGUAACAAACAUCUAUAGUGGGACAGCCUCCGGACAGGCUCUGUUUAAGUGAUGAAUGCUGCGUUUCCUAAAAUCAUCUCAACCCAGUGUCCGAUCAGCUCACUCCUGCAGCAGGGUGACGAUCGUCCUGGAGUUCAGUUGGGUUUGGGAUACAAAGCGCAUAAAGGUUUUCUUAAGAUGUUGAUCCAUCAGUGGUACAGGAUGCUACAAACUUCAGCAUGACUGAGCUGAGACACCACACAAACAGAAAAAAGUCAGCGGGGGUCUUGUUUUCUUCAAAAGCAUCGAAGCAUGGGAUCGCUUAGCCUGUUUAGCUGCCAUCGUAAAGUCACUACAUUUGCAGGCUUUGGAUGCUUUUGGGAAGCAGGGUUUGUUUACAGGAAGAGUUGGGUCAUGAUGGCCCUCAACCAUCGUGUUGACACACAAAAGUGUCCCAAAGUUAUGACACUAAAAAGACGACAUUACUGAAAUAACAUUGGCAGACCUAGCAGAUGAACAAAGCACAUGGCUGAUAAUUGGUUAUCUGAAUUUAUGGCGUGAUGUUUCACCUUGUUCAACCACCAUCAGCUGACUUUUUUGUGUUCUGACUUGGUGUCCAGACCCUUUUUUUUUUUAUAUAUUUCAAACUUUCUUUUCUGAACUUAAAUUAGACUGCUAUAGUCUAAGGAAAUGAAUUCUGCAAAACAACCUGCGCCAAGGUGGCAUACAUUCCUGCUGUAGGCAACUUUGUACAGGCCUCGACACAUUCACUAUCUUUAUAUCAACAGACGGAGCUAAUAACUAGUGAGGGCAACUUGUCCCUGAGUCCCCUGCCAACAGCAUCUUUGCCUGAAUUACAAGGUGUCCAUGUUUGCCUUUUUUAAGUAAAUUGGCAAUAGUGAACAUUUUUGAGGACAUUUAGUGCAUAGAAAUAGAGAAGUAGGGGUUUACUAGAAGACAGUGAGAAAGUUACUCACCCUGCAUUGAAAGUACAGAUUAAAGUCUCAGAGCGAUGAAGUUUCUAUUAGUUUGCUUUGUGUAAUUUUUGUCAAGAAUGGCAAGUACGUACAUGAGAGUUCUAUACUGCGUCCUAGAAUGUCUACACAUUCCAUUCUCAGCUAUCCAAACAGAACUAUAACCGAUGAUGGAAGGUCUACAAUGUCACCCCAGAUUCAGAUGUAACUGGAGCUCUGUAAUGUAAUGUGCUUUCUGUGACCAGUUUUGAAUGGUUUGGAUGGUGAGUUUUGGCAGGCAGAGUUUGGGGGCAGGAGGCAGAGCUUCAGGAGCUGAGCUUUUGUAAGCACAACCUGUGAGUUAGGGUGUGUUCACCUGCCACUCAAAAUCUUUUUAAGGUCUCACAGCGUUGCCCCCCCUCCCUCCUCUCAGAUUCAGGUGGCCCGAAACAUGAGGGAAAUGGGCUAGGUGUCCAGAGAAUUUUGUUUUUCGGUUAUUCUUUCUCAUUAUCAUUUCACUACCACCCUGUAGGUAGGCUCUCUUUAUGCUUCGACACACACUCCCUACACACUGUAGGAAAAUCACUUAAUAAAAAUACUUUUUUAUAAUAGGUGACUAUAAGACCAUCAUUACGCUGUGCGUAACGAAUGUACAGAGAAAAAAAAUCGUAGGUAUUUUUUUGAGGAACAAUGAAUUUGUUAAUGAUAUGUAGCUAUUUAAUUGUUUUUCCCUGUCCUUAUAUUGUAAUCAUUGCAUUUUCUUUUUUUUUUUUUUUUUUGGUGAAAAAAGUUGAUCUUUUUUGUUUAUAGUUUGUCUUGUUAGAGUAAAGGUUCAAGUGCAGGAGCACAGUAAACGUAUGAAACCACAGUAAGCCACAGGUGUGUCGCUGACAAUCGCUACUUCCAUUGGUCCCCACGAUUUUUGUGUUCGGUCAUGUGACUUCAGAGACAUUUGAACAAGAUUGACUAACAAGCCAAAAAACUUUUGUUUUACGGGCCUUUUGAGCAAUUUGCAUGUUCUGUAUUGUUGGAAGACUAGCCCAAUCUGUCUUGCUUGUCAUUUCCAAAUGGGUUCCUUUUUAAAAAUCAAAUCAAAUUCCCCAUUACUCAUGGGCUAGCAGGCAGGUACAAUUUCCACCACAGCACUUAAGCAAUAGAAAGUGUCUUUUUUCAUGACUUUUUUUUUGGGGGGGGGGUCUAUGGAUGGGAAGUGAGUGAAGUAAAAUCAGUCACAAUUUGUUGAGUUUGUUGGAACUAAUGAAACUGUAGAAAGUUUGUGCUCUGGAUCGUCUGCGAAGUGUAGAUGAUCUAAGAAGCAAAUGAGCUUUGGGGAUGUCACUCCUUCCUAAAUGUCAUCACAGUUCCCAUCUGUUGAAGUCAUUUUGCAUUCUCUAAUCAUGUUUAACAUGAAAAUUGAGCAAAUAAAUCAAAGAGGAGUCAUCUUUACUCCGACUGCACCACAUUUUCCUGGUCGUUUUUGAAGUGGAAGUAGCAUGUACUUAAUGGUUAGUAAUACUCUGAACUGUAAUAAAAUUUCUAUCAAGAUUUGUGGCUCUGUGUCUCCUACUAAAAAGGUUUUGGCAGGCCACCUUUUUUGUACGUAAAGUAGCCUUGAUGAACAAUAAAGUGCUUUUAAACCACA
Archocentrus centrarchus (flier cichlid) is the source of this 6265-nucleotide messenger RNA. It is a transcript of the gene vgll4b, whose product is annotated as vestigial-like family member 4b. NCBI's taxonomy places the organism in Eukaryota, Metazoa, Chordata, Actinopteri, Cichliformes, Cichlidae. Gene Ontology annotation, biological process: negative regulation of DNA-templated transcription. The transcript has 5 exons. Bases 290 to 1228 code for a protein of 312 amino acids. The record is from RefSeq and is a predicted model, not a curated record. Gene Ontology annotation, molecular function: transcription coactivator binding.